AAUAGCUUUCGGGGGCAAAUGGGAAGAAGCUUCUGUGUCCGUAACAGUAACGAUGGGGAUAAAGUGUGGAAGACGACGAAGUCCUCGUCCAUGGCUUCUUCCUCUUCCUCUUCUUGCUCUUCCUCGCUCCCGUCUCCGCCCUACACCCAUCCCUGAGGAUAGUGACGAUGAUGAUGAUGGUGCCUUCCGGUCGGGCCGAGAUGACGCAGGAGGCGGUGGCCGAGAAGGCCGUGGCGGCGAUCGGCUGCGGCUACGACCUGUGUUCCGACCUCUGGCUCUCCCACGUGAAGCCCGAUCCCGAAGGCCGCCGCUUGAUCGAGCUCGACCAAAGCCUCGCCCACGACCUCGUUCUGCCGGGAGGAGUCGUGGUUCCCAACGUCCCCAAGUCCAUCGAGUGCGAUAGAGGGUCGAGGACGAGGUUCCGGAGCGAUGUCGUCUCGUUUCACCAGAUGGCGGAGCAGUUCAAUCAGUGUCUUUCGCUGUCGGGGAAAAUACCCUCUGGUACGUUCAACGCCAUGUUUGAUUUCAGGGGACGCUGGCAGAAGGACGCAUCAGCUACCAAGAGCCUCGCCUUCGAUGCUUGGUACGUAACUCUCUACGGUGUCGAGCUUGUGAGCUCUCGAGUAGUGUUGCUUGACAAAGUUAAGCAAGAAGUUCCAUCCUCAUGGGAUCCUGCUGCAUUGGCCGAAUUUAUCGAAAAAUAUGGCACUCACAUCAUUGUUGGAUUGAAGAUGGGUGGUAAAGAUGUAGUCUGCGUUAAACAGCAGCAGGACUCACUUCUUCAGGAAACUGAUGUGCAGAAUCUUCUAAAGAAGCUAGCUGAUGAGAGAUUCUCUGAAACUACAAAUGGAGACUUAAUCCUGGGAGAAGGCAAAUCAUCAGAAAAGCCGAAGGACAAGAAGAUUGACAAACAGGAAAACAAUGCAGCAUUUUUUACAUCUGUUCAGUCAUCUAUUAUAUCACACUCAAAAAAGGAUGAUAUAGUAAGCAUUGUUGUCAGAAGAGGAGGAAUCAACAAUAAUCAAAGCCAUAACAAAUGGCUUGCAACUAUUCCACAGUCACCAGAUUUGGUAACAAUGUCUUUUGUACCUAUAACUUCUCUGUUAAAUGGUGUUACAGGAAGUGGGUUCCUAAGUCAUGCAGUGAACCUUUACCUCCGAUACAAGCCACCAAUUGAAGAACUUGGACAUUUUUUGGAGUUCCAAAUACCUCGUCAAUGGGCUCCAGCAUUUGGUGAGCUCCCUCUUGGUCCACGACUAAAAAAGCAGAGUUUACAAUCACUCCAGUUCACGCUUUUGGGUCCAAGGCUUUAUGUUAACAACAUCCAGGUUGAUUCAGGGAACCGUCCGGUGACAGGGAUUCGGCUGUACUUGGAAGGCAAGCGGAACGACCGCUUAGCGGUUCACCUCCAACACCUCUCUUCGCUCCCUAACAUGUACCAGCUCUCCGAUGCAACUACUUAUGCUGAUGAUGACACCUUGUUCAACGACCGUCAGUAUUAUGAGCCCAUCAAGUGGUCACUGCUCUCUCACGUCUGCACGGCUCCUGUACAAUACAAUGGAGCCUGCAUCGAUGACUCUGCCUCCAUAGUGACCAAGGCCUGGCUGCAAGUGAAGGAGAUGGGCAUGAGGAAGGUGCUGUUUCUUAGGCUCGGUUUCUCCAACGUCACUUCGAUGACAAUCCGAAGGUCUGAGUGGAACGGACCGGCUGUGGUGUCACGGAAAUCAGGCAUCAUCUCGACAUUGAUCACCUCGCGCUUCAGCACAGGUCUCAUACCCGAACCGAAGCCGAUGGUGGAGGUGAACUCCGCAAUCUACCCGAAGGGCCCGCCGGUGCCGAUCAGGAUGCCAAAGAUGUCGAGAAUUGUCGAUACAACAGAGGCUUCGAGGGGGCCAGAUGAUCUACCAGGGUACUGGGUGGUCACCGGGGCUAAGUUGUGCGUCGAUGGUGGCAAGAUCUUUCUUAGAGUCAAGUAUUCAUUGCUAGUGGAAAUGCCCGAGGAUGACUUCUUGAUGUGAAAACAGCAAAUAUUUUCUUUCUGGUGUAGGCGUUAAGAGAGAGAAAGUAAUUUGUUGUAGAUUCCUUCAAUAGUUAGGUCGUUGUUCAUUUGUCGUAGACACUUUUGUGAACAGUAUAACAAGAAAUAAUGUUUUAUAUUAUAAGAUAAUUAUAGUUUUAAUAACA
Messenger RNA from Musa acuminata subsp. malaccensis (wild Malaysian banana), 2184 nucleotides. RefSeq names its product MACPF domain-containing protein NSL1. Gene Ontology annotation, cellular component: plasma membrane. Gene Ontology annotation, biological process: plant-type hypersensitive response; regulation of salicylic acid mediated signaling pathway. NCBI's taxonomy places the organism in Eukaryota, Viridiplantae, Streptophyta, Magnoliopsida, Zingiberales, Musaceae. The record is from RefSeq and is a predicted model, not a curated record.